AUGAUCUUCUCUUUAAACGAACUAGUUCACUGGUUAGGUUUAACAAUCUUUGAGAUAUGGAUCAAUUUAAUCGCCUUAAUGUUCUUCACUGUAUUGCUAGCUUUGAAAUUAGAUGAAAAUUGCUUCUUGGGACCGUCAGGAUGGUGGGAAGUAUUUUCGCCGCUCUUUAUAGCCGAUGGUUUAAAUACAUAUUUUUGCGCUAUAAUUUUUAUAAGAAUGUAUAUGGAAGGAAUGAUUAGAGCAGGCAUCUUGCGAGCACUAUGGAGUCAAAUAUCAUUAUUAUUAAUCUUUGUGUUUAAGUAUCUUCUGUGUAAAAAACUCUCUGGACAAAGCACAUUGGAGUAUUCUGAAGUUUUGAGUCCUGUAUUCAUUCUUCUGCAAUUGAUUGCUGUUAGAGCUUGUCAAUUACAUUAGGAAAAGCAGAAGAACCUUUCUGUAUACUACUUCCAGAGUCAUCAUCUGU
Cyphomyrmex costatus is the source of this 463-nucleotide messenger RNA. RefSeq names its product transmembrane protein 203. Bases 1 to 414 code for a protein of 137 amino acids. Lineage: Eukaryota; Metazoa; Arthropoda; Insecta; Hymenoptera; Formicidae. Gene Ontology annotation, cellular component: endoplasmic reticulum. The transcript has a single exon. The record is from RefSeq and is a predicted model, not a curated record. Gene Ontology annotation, biological process: intracellular calcium ion homeostasis.